This is a messenger RNA of Salarias fasciatus (jewelled blenny), 819 nucleotides long. Its product is annotated as calmodulin-beta-like. The transcript is spliced from 5 exons. Lineage: Eukaryota; Metazoa; Chordata; Actinopteri; Blenniiformes; Blenniidae. Gene Ontology annotation, cellular component: cytoplasm. Bases 214 to 819 code for a protein of 201 amino acids. The record is from RefSeq and is a predicted model, not a curated record. Gene Ontology annotation, molecular function: calcium-dependent protein binding; calcium ion binding.
CCUCUCACUGCAGCUCUCCACACUUCCCCUCUCCCUCGGCGGUUCCUCCUCUCCUCUCCUCUCUCUUUUUCCUGGAUUUACUUGCUCCUGCACUGUCUUGUACUGCGGAUCUUCUCUGGAGUAACUUGAACUGUUUGGGACGCUCUCCGCUGUGUUAACCUUACAACAGGAACACUGUCAGACACUGCUGAGAGGAAGCUCAUUCCAGCAGCCAUGCCGUCAGAUGUCGAGUCAGCCAUGGAGUCACUUAUCUUGGUGUUUCACCGCUACGCCUCUGAGGAGGGUGGAUAUUACACAGUGAGCCGGGACAAACUGAAGCAGCUGAUGAAAACCGAGCUGCCCAGCUACCUUCAGGCGCAGAAGGACCCCGCUGUUAUAGACAAGAUGAUGAAGGACCUGGACGCCAGCGGUGGGGGUCAGAUAAACUUUGAGCAGUUUUUUUGCCUGAUCGCCGGUUUUUCUAUUUCCUGUGAGAAAGCCUAUCAGAUGAAACUCAAGAAGACAAAAAAGAAAAUCAUGCCUUCCGAACUGGAAACUGCGAUGGAGUCGCUCAUCACGGUGUUUCACCGCUACGCCUCCAAACAGGGCCGGAGUGGCACCCUGAGCCGGCGAGAGCUCAGAGAGCUGAUGGAGAACGAGCUGUCCAACUUCUUAAAAUCUCAGCAGGAUGCUACGGCUAUCGACAAGAUCAUGAGGGACUUGGACACCAACGGUGACGGCCAGGUGGACUUUGAGGAGUUUGUUUCUCUGGUUGUCGGACUUUCCAUUGCCUGUGAGCAGUGCUAUCAGAUGCACAUGAAGAAUGUAGCAAAGAAGUGA